Molecule: messenger RNA, 368 nt
Organism: Phanerochaete carnosa HHB-10118-sp
Lineage: Eukaryota; Fungi; Basidiomycota; Agaricomycetes; Polyporales; Phanerochaetaceae
Exons: 1
Coding region: 33-293 (86 amino acids)
Source: RefSeq, a predicted model, not a curated record
UUUUUUCUUACGUCAGAGCGUCGCAUUUAGAUAUGUAUAAUUUCUUGUCCAAGUAUGGCCGGAGCGGCUGUGGCUGGGUGGCGCAUCGCGUCGGCAUUCUCAUCAUCAAUAUGCGGUGUGUCCACAAGGCGAUAUACGUUCUUCUCGUUCGUCACCUUCAGCACUGGCAAAGCGAGGCGUCAGCGCCAGGGCUAGGAGUGUGUUCACUAGACCGCGCAAUGCAGUGCAAGUCUUCAAAUUCACUCAUGAUCCAAGCCGAUCCUUUCAUAGCACUAAGCCGCGCGCAGCCGUAACAAUAAACGAGCUGCCAUUCCCUUGAACAAGGCGAGCUCGGUACUUAAAUGAUGGCUUGAGUACUGUACCUAGAA